Messenger RNA from Gracilinanus agilis (Agile Gracile Mouse Opossum), 5741 nucleotides. It is a transcript of the gene ESYT2, whose product is annotated as extended synaptotagmin 2. Bases 14 to 2656 code for a protein of 880 amino acids. Gene Ontology annotation, biological process: lipid transport. Lineage: Eukaryota; Metazoa; Chordata; Mammalia; Didelphimorphia; Didelphidae. The transcript is spliced from 23 exons. Gene Ontology annotation, molecular function: lipid binding. The record is from RefSeq and is a predicted model, not a curated record.
UCGGCGGGGCGCGAUGAGCGGCGCUGGGGACAGGACUCCUGGAGGAGAUGCCGCCUCUAAGGCCGCGGGGGACCUCAGCACCACCGCCACCAAAGGUCCCGGCGUGGAGCCUCCGCCCGCAAUGCUGAGCGUGGACGUGCCGGGGUUGUGCGCGCAGUUCGCUCGCAGCUUCGUAUUGCUAUUCCCCGUGUACGUGCUGGGCUACCUGGGGUUGAGCUUCCUGUGGAUCCUGCUGGGGCUGCUGCUACUCUUCUGGUGCCGGAGGAACAAGGGCCACAAAACCUCCCGCUUCUAUAGGGCACUGGCCUUCUUGGAGAACGAGGAGCAGGCGGUGCGGCUCAGCAUCUGCACCUCGGACCUGCCCGCCUGGGUCCAUUUUCCUGACACUGAAAGAGCAGAAUGGCUAAAUAAGACUGUAAAGCACAUGUGGCCUUUUAUUUGCCAGUUUAUAGAGAAAUUGUUUCGAGAAACAAUAGAACCAGCUGUUCGGGGAGCAAAUGCUCACCUUAGCACCUUCAGUUUCACGAAGAUUGAUAUGGGCCAUCAGCCCCUGAGGAUUAAUGGUGUUAAAGUGUACACUGAAAAUGUGGACAAACGACAGAUUAUUUUGGACCUUCAGAUCAGUUUUGUGGGAAAUUGUGAGAUUGACUUGGAGAUCAAGAGAUACUUCUGUAGAGCUGGUGUGAAAAGUAUACAGAUUCAUGGUACAAUGAGAGUUAUCUUAGAACCAUUAAUUGGGGACAUGCCGUUAGUUGGAGCUCUGUCUAUUUUCUUCCUCAGAAAACCACUUUUGGAAAUUAAUUGGACAGGACUAACUAAUCUUCUGGAUAUUCCUGGUCUAAAUGGCUUAUCAGACACUAUUAUUCUGGAUAUAAUAUCUAAUUAUUUGGUGCUUCCUAAUCGAAUCACAGUUCCCCUUGUCAGUGAAGUUCAAAUUGCUCAGUUGCGAUUCCCGAUACCAAAGGGUGUUUUAAGAAUACAUUUCAUUGAAGCUCAGGAUCUGCAGGGUAAAGAUACUUACCUGAAGGGCCUUGUCAAGGGAAAAUCAGACCCCUAUGGAGUCAUUCGGGUCGGCAACCAAAUCUUUCAGAGCAAGGUCAUCAAAGAAAAUCUCAGCCCAAAGUGGAAUGAAGUAUAUGAGGCAUUAGUUUAUGAACACCCUGGGCAGGAGUUAGAAAUUGAGCUUUUUGAUGAAGACCCAGAUAAAGAUGACUUCCUUGGAAGUCUUAUGAUUGAUCUGAUUGAAGUUGAAAAGGAACGCCUCUUAGAUGAAUGGUUCACUCUGGAUGAAGUCCCUAAAGGAAAAUUGCAUUUGAAACUGGAAUGGCUCACAUUGAUGCCAAAUGUUUUGAAUCUUGAUAAGGUGCUAACAGGCAUUAAGGCUGACAAAAAUCAAGCCAAUGACGGCCUUUCUUCUGCGUUGCUUAUAUUAUAUUUGGAUUCGGCAAGAAAUCUUCCAAGUAAUCCAUUAGAAUUUAACCAUGAUGGCUUGAAGAAGGCUGCAGUUCAGAAAGCUUUAAAGUCUGGGAAGAAAAUAAACAGCAACCCCAACCCUCUGGUCCAAAUAUCAGUUGGACACAAGGCCCAGGAGAGCAAGAUUCGAUAUAAGACCAAUGAACCUGUCUGGGAAGAAAACUUCACCUUCUUUGUUCAUAAUCCCAAGCGUCAGGACCUUGAAAUUGAGGUCAAGGAUGAACAACAUCAGUGUUCCUUGGGGAACCUGAAGAUUCCUCUCAGCCAGCUACUAGCAAGUGAUGACUUGACUAUGAAUCAACGGUUCCAACUCAGUAAUUCUGGUCCAAACAGCACUAUCAAAAUGAAGAUUGCCCUAAGGGUACUUUAUCUUGAAAAACAAGAAAGGUCUCCAGAUCACCAACAUUCUGCUCAAGUUAAGCGACCCUCUGUUUCCAAAGAAGGGAGGAAAACAUCUGUCAAAUCUCAUAUCACUGCCCCUGUUGCUUUGGAUUCCAGCAAGAUGGUGUCAGCCCCGCCAGUCUGUGAAAAUCCAAGAAAGCCUGAUGUGGAUGAAAAAGGCCAGCCUCCUAAUGCUAGUCCUCAGUGGCCAUCUGAUCUCAGCCAAAGCUCUUCCAGCCUCCCCACAUCCAACGUUACCUCUUCCCCGAGCCACCUUUCCAUCAAGGAGCCCACCCCAAGCAUUGCAUCCGACAUCUCACUGCCCAUUGCCACGCAGGAACUACGGCAAAGACUUCGACAGCUCGAAAAUGGAACAACACUGGGGCAGUCUCCCCUUGGGCAGAUUCAGCUGACAAUACGUCACAGUUCACAAAGAAACAAACUUAUUGUUGUUGUGCAUUCCUGUAGAAAUCUCAUUGCCUUUUCUGAGGAUGGCUCUGAUCCUUAUGUUCGAUUGUAUUUACUUCCAGACAAGAGAAGAUCAGGAAGAAGAAAAACACAUGUAUCAAAGAAAACAUUAAACCCAGUCUUUGAUCAAAGCUUUGAUUUCAGUGUUUCAUUACCAGAAGUGCAAAGGAGAACCCUGGAUGUAGCUGUCAAGAACAGUGGUGGCUUCUUGUCCAAAGACAAAGGGCUUCUGGGCAAAUUGUUGGUAGCUCUGGCCUCUGAGGAUCUUGCCAAAGGUUGGACCCAGUGGUAUGACUUGACAGAAGAUGGUACAAGACCACAGGCUGUAAACUAGAUCCUCUUUCAAGAUGAAGAAUUCCUCCUUGCAUAUUGUACUUGGCCAUUCUUUAUACACUUUGAAUGCAUCAUUUUCACAGAUGUUUCAAUAUUAUUUUUAUAGUUUAUGUAUUUAGUUAUUACACACCCCAAAGGUUUUAUAAAUUUUAACACAUUGACAUUUUUUGCAGAUUUAGCCAGUUUUAUUGUUAAAUUUCAUAUUUUAAUUUACUCUAAUAUUUUGCCUAUUAUUACAAUGUGCAAUAGGGUGUUAGAAAACAUUUGUUAUUUGUGUCUUUUAGAAAAUGAAUAUAUGAUAUGCUUUAUUACUGCCUUGUUUUGUAUAUCAUCAAGGCGCACUAUGCCAUGUAAAUAGACUAUUUUUUAUAAUCUCUUCAUGCUGGUUUGAAGUCAGAUGAAAAUGGAUCAAGGGAAUAUAUAUAUUUUCUUCAAGUUCAUAUUAAAUUCUUAUGAAAAAUAAUCCUUUUAUUUGGCCUUUGCAGCAAAAUGGUCUCAGUGACUUAUUUUAUGGACUUUCUUUUUAAAAAAGAAAAAACUGAAAAGACUAUUAAAAUUAGCAUGUAUAUUUCUUGCCCAUUGUGGCUAGUGAAAAUGUACAAAAUAUUAACAUUUUUACGUGAAGUUCUAUUAUUAAAAAGUCAGGAUAAUGACUAUUAUAAGAAAAGUGUUUUUAGUACUAAGAAAUAUAAAAAGUAUUAUAUUUGAAGAGAGGGUUGUCAUGCUCCAUAAAUCAUAGAGUGCAGAUCUGGAUUUUCUUACAUAGAAAUGAAGACAUAUUUACAAUAUGAUAUUUUGAAUUUAUUUUUAGUUGUCUGUUUAUUGUAGCUUAUUCAUGUAAUCUAAAACUCAGAUAUAUAUUAUCUCUUUCCUAAAAGAUAAAUAAAGCAAUUUUCCACAUUAGAAAUUAGAUGUCAAAAACAAAUGCUCAUAAAUUGUAUUAAUUUUCAUUAUUUUCAGAGUCUAUUAAGGGAAAAAAAAGUAUAAACCUAGCAUUGAAAAGCUGGGAAUGUAUGUUGUGAAAUGCUGAAUUCAAACCUGACCUUUUUCUUGACCCCACUUCAGUGAAGUGAAAAACUUGCUUUUAAUGACACAGUUUGUCCUGAGUUUUAUAUCAUGUAUCAGACAUUAUCACCUUUAAACUGAGACAUUAUUACGUUCUGCUGCUAUGUAGAGGUUACCAGCAUGACCAAAGGGCAUUUAGCAAUGCUGCAGAGUUGGUUCUAAUAGCAGCUAUUGACUAUAACACAGAAUUUUAUGUGGUUGCAUUAGUUUGGGUCAUGAACUUCAUUAUAUACAAAAUUUCUCUUAGAGUCUCUUUUAAAGACUAUGAAAGCAUAUUUCACCCACAGAAGCCCACAUAUGUGUGAAGGAAUAUGCUAUGCACUUCAUACACAAAGAGUAUGCACCUAAGUUAAAAAUGAAAUUUUUUACUCAUGUGACACAAAUGAUUUCUUUACCUAUGAGAAUAUGUUAUGGCUAUGUAAUAAAUUCUUUUAAAAACAGCUUUAUAAUAAACUCACCUCAAGUUUCAUCAAAAUCAACAACUUAUGACAGACAGCUCACAUGACCAAACAUACCAAAGUGCCUGUUGUGGAUAUUAGAUUCCAGAACUUCCCAGUUUAAUUUCACUUUUAGUUAAUAAGAAAUACUUUGAUCACUGAGGUCUGUUUAUAGUGGAGUCAGUAUCUUUACUCCUCAUUUUCACUCUAGUAAAAAUGAGAAUGCCACAGUGAACUGAAAUAAUUGUAAGUGUUCAUUUCACUGGAAGACCUCAUCAUGAACAGGCUCCAAUGUGGAUAUGCAUCGUGUUGGUGACCAUUCCAAAAGAAAGUGUGUUUAUAUAUUCAGUAUAUAUACAUAUAUGUAUAAUACAUGUGUGUAUAUAUGAUAUAUAUCUAACAGUCUUUUAGCAUGAGAAAAAUCUGUUUAUUAACCUGUUAAAAUCUAGUUGUCUACCCAUGAUUGACUGAACACCAUUUUUUUAAAGUGUGUUCUAUUGCUGGACCUCUGUCACACUGAAGGAAGGGAGAAAAAUGCAACAUUUUUAAAUCACAAUCAUCUAGAUUAAAGUUCUGGAACAAAGGAAUUUUGUGCAUAGUUUUUACUUCUUUAUAUACAUAUAUUCUCCCCUCUUUUUUUGGACUAAGUGCUACAUUAGAAUAUUUAGGAUAGUGAAAACAUGGGGAGAAAAUAUCAAGAGAAAGAAACAAAAGACAAAAGGAAAUCAAUUUGGCAGUGCUAUAUCCCCAGAGCCUGAUUUCAUGAGGCACAGAUCCCAUUGCUGUUACCUAGGAUUGCUGUCACCAAGGAGUUUGAGAAUUGACCCUUUCUCUAUAGGGUAUGAGAAUUCUAGUAGCUGUUCUUUACUCUUUUAAAAGAAAAAAGAAUGACAGCCUCAGGUGAAUGUUGUAGCCUCAUAAAAACAAUGGUAAGAUUGGGGGGAAAUAAGGGGUGAUCUAAGUAUGAAAUAUCAGAAAAGAUAGAUUGAGAUGAUCAUGAAGAGUAAAUUGUUAGAACCAUAUUCUCAAUAGUGGAAAAAUUCAAUGUGUAUUGAUUCUUAAUUUUUGAUACAUGUGUUAAGUGAGAAAAGAGGACUUAACACUUUUCCUUUUGAGCCAAACAGGAAAAAAAAAUCUUAAAUGAGUUUCAAACAGCAAUUCUGGUUAGUUUGUACAUGUGAAUUGUAUAUCCUGUGCCUUAAAGUAUAAAGUGCAAAAGUAUUGUUUUCAUGUUUCAAAAAAUUAAAGGAAAAAAAAAUUUUUGCUGUACAUAUCACCAUUUAUAUUUUAUGCUAUGAAAAUUUCUACAAAAAUGCUCUGUUUUGGUUAGAAGGGCUUUAAAAAUAAAUUUUUAAAAACAUCAGUGAAAGUGUACUCCAAAUGUGAUUCUGUGUUGGCUACACUUUUAAUUUGGACUAAAUAAAGUUGUUCUUUUUGUUACAAUUCCUUCUAUUUCAGAGUUGCAGAAUUCUGUAAAAUUGCAAAUCAAUGAAGGGGGACUUUUUAUUUUAGGUUAUCCUUUUUUGCUUAUGUAAUUUACAUGACAAUGCAUGUAUUUAUUCAAUAAACAGUUCAUAUGGUGGA